AUGCGGCUGCGGGCGGCCCCGCGGCGCUGCCCGGCGCUGUGGCGCUCGCUGCGCUGCCCGCGGGACGAGCUGCGCCUCGACCUGGUGCUCAGCAGCGGCCAGAGCUUCCGCUGGCGGGAGAGCAGCCCCGGCUGCUGGACGGGCGUCCUGGCCGGCCGCGUGUGGACGCUGACGCAGGACGAGGAGCGUCUCUGGUACACGGUGUACGGCGAGGAGGACGAUGGCGACGCCGAGGAGGACGAGGGUGACGGUGAAGAGGAUGAAGGUGAUGGUGAAGAGGAUGAAGGCGCAGGUGACAAGGACAAGGCUGCAGAGCGGCGCCCCGGCCCCACGGAGCCGCCGGCGCCGCUGGGCGCGCACACGGACGCCAUCCUGCGCGACUACUUCCAGCUGGACGUGGGGCUGCGCGCGCUGUACCGCGCCUGGGGGGCGGCCGACCCCCACUUCCAGGCGGUGGCCGCCGCGUUCCCAGGCGUGCGGGUGCUGCGGCAGGAGCCCGUCGAGUGCCUGCUCUCCUUCAUCUGCACCUCCAACAACCACGUGGCGCGCGUGGCCGCCAUGAUCGAGCGCCUGUGCCGGGCCUUCGGGCGCCGCCUGUGCCGCGUUGCCGACUGCGUGUGCCUCAUGGCGCUGGACAAGGCGGAGGCGGUGCCCGUGGACACGCACGUGUGGCGCCUGGCGCGGCAGCACUACGGCAUACCCGCCGCCAGCCUCACGGCGCGGGCGCACCGCGACAUCGGCGACUUUUUCCGCGGGCUCUGGGGCGCCCGCGCGGGCUGGGCGCAGGCGGUUCUCUUCUGCGCCGCCCUCCACGCGGGCCGCAAGGCGACAGGCAGCAGCGCUCAGCCCAAGGGGCGCCGGGCCCAGGGCAGGGUCCCCUCCUAG
Nothoprocta perdicaria is the source of this 885-nucleotide messenger RNA. RefSeq names its product 8-oxoguanine DNA glycosylase (gene OGG1). The record is from RefSeq and is a predicted model, not a curated record. Gene Ontology annotation, cellular component: nucleus. Gene Ontology annotation, molecular function: 8-oxo-7,8-dihydroguanine DNA N-glycosylase activity; damaged DNA binding. Lineage: Eukaryota; Metazoa; Chordata; Aves; Tinamiformes; Tinamidae. Bases 1 to 885 code for a protein of 294 amino acids. The transcript has 6 exons. Gene Ontology annotation, biological process: base-excision repair, AP site formation; nucleotide-excision repair.